GUGAAAAGGUAUGUUAAAUUAUUGCAUAAAUGGGGACAGCGCCAUCUAUGUGCUGUGUGAUGUGAUUUAGCGUGUGGAGUAGGGACCGCCCACAGCAGAGUUAAUGAAGCAUUGCUGUGGAAAUGGUUUAUUCUCUUUCUGAAUCAGUGAAACCCUAUUCACACACACCAUCUCCAUUGUGCAGAAAGCAGACCGCCCAGGCAAGACCGUCACAUUGGUGCCGUGAAGUUGUGAUGCCGCUGUGUUGCUAUGGGUUGUGUCUUCAAGCAAGUUGAUUGAGAUCACCGUGCUGCUGCAUUAGGACUGGAAGCGUGUGUCAUCGGUUGAACUGUUCGUCAUCAUUCCACAGCCUUUGGUGAUUGAGGGACUCAAUGACUUUAUCCUUUUUUUGCUCUAUUGGACUUUUCUCUCUCUGCUCUUUGAUAUUGAGUUAAUGCCUGUACGUAUUAUAGCGUUUUUCAUUGCCCAAGAUGAGUAACAUCAAUAGAUUCUUACCUGAUCAAUGUACUCCUGUUCCAGUGGGUAGAGGCAGAGGGGUUUUAGGUUUCCCAAUUCCCUUUCCGAUGGACAGCCCCGACACUGGCAAUAACAAUAGUAGACCUGGUUUUACAAGAGGGGUGUGUUUUGUACGAGAGUACGAUACAGCAGACAUGCAGUCAGAUGUCAAUCACAGAGUAGCCUCCACAUCUACACCCAACAAUGAUAUGUUAGGGCAGAUGAGUUCAAUUGUCCAUCAAAUUGGCCAACAAUUAGCAGAGAACAUUAUAUCUCAUCUCAGUUCCCAUAGCUUUGACACUGACGCACCAAGUAGAAAACACACUGAUGAUUAUAAGAAUGACAGCCCCUCAAGCGUGGCUAAUUUGUCACAAAAAAACCAAGUGAUUCAGCACAGAAAAUUCAAGGAGCCACCUUCAUUCAGAGGAGAUGGUUCAGAUACAAUUGAAAUUGAGGAAUGGGAAGAUCUGAUGAGGACAUUUGUUAAAAAGAGCAACAUGAAUGCGGAUGAACACGUGGAGGAAAUCCUUGUACACCUGCGUGGUAAAGCUAAAGACGUUGUCAAAUUCUGGAUCAGGAACUGUGACUCUGCCACCACUGUCUGCCCAAACUCUGCCUACAGCCUGCUGCGCAAACAUUUCAGUUGUAGUCAUUACUCACCUGUUCCUCUUGCUGAUUUUUACACUACUUUACCCGAGGACAACGAAAAUCCAUACGACUACUGGCUGAGACUCAACAGAGCUGCAGAUGUCGCAUCUGAAUGCUUGCAAGAGCAAGGUAAAACACUUGACAAACCCAGCGUGGAAAUAGUCCACAUGUUUAUCAGACACUGCCCAAGUAAAGACUUAGCCUUAACCUUCAGAUCCAAACCGAUUGACAAAUGGUCAGCCCAUGAAGUACAGGCUGUGCUUAAUGACUAUCAAUCUGACUUAUCGUUCAAAGCCACCAGUACAGUGCAUCGCAGCCAAAGUGAAAGAGUUUCAAUCAACAAGAUUGAUGUUAACGCAGUUCCAGUGCCCGCUCCCACGUUGUGCGAACAACCAAAAAGCACAGAUUUCUCUGCCCUUGAAAAGGUCAUUGACAUGCUUGAAAAAGUUCUGCUAACCAAUUCUAACAAACCUCCAUCCCAUCCUAGACGCCAGCCUCAAACCAGACUUCCUAGGAUCGAAGGUCUUGAUGCCUUACCGUGUUCUAUUUGUAAUGAUGCUGCCCAUUCCGCCUUGAUGCACUGUCGUGAGCACUGA
Messenger RNA from Cyprinus carpio (common carp), 1739 nucleotides. RefSeq lists its product as uncharacterized. The transcript is spliced from 2 exons. The record is from RefSeq and is a predicted model, not a curated record. Bases 471 to 1739 code for a protein of 422 amino acids. Lineage: Eukaryota; Metazoa; Chordata; Actinopteri; Cypriniformes; Cyprinidae.